AAUUAAAUGAUUUUCUUAGCUAAUAUAAAUUGCCUUGAGAAAACAAAUAUAGUCAGUAGCUGCUGUACCCUUUGAGAAGAGAUAAACCAAGAUGAAAUUCUUUUUCCAUAUUGUAUGCUUUGCGUUAGUGGCACUUCAGGUUUGCAGAUCUACAACCGUGACUGAUGCUGAAACCAAACUUCAACGUUUACGAGAAUUGACAUCUCACAAACUGCAGUCUGCCUUCUUGGACCACACCCGUAUGUCUAACGAAAUCGACGCCACUGCACUUGCUGCCAAAGAGCAUGGAAAAAUCGAAAUUCAGAAGAAAACUGACAAAUACGUUGCAAAACUAAAAGCAGACAAGGCUUUGACACAAAGAUGUCGUGGUUCCCGAGACCACAUUUUUGACCAUUUGAAGCAAUCAAACAUCGACGAAUUAAUUCGCUGUAUUGACCACGCUGGAAGUCAAAGUGUGAAUGUUUUGGCUACUCAACGACUGUCAUUGACCGAGUACGUUUGGGACGCUAUUUUUGAAGAAGAGAAACAUAUUAUCGUUUGUGGUCAAAAUCGCAAAUGUCUUGCUGCCGCUGUUGCUGAUCUUGAAGACAAAAUCGAUGAGGUGAAGAAAGUGAUCGAUGCGGAAGUUGAAAUUAGUAAGCACAACAAGGAGGUCCAAGUGCAAAUAAUCAAAUCUUGUGCCAGUAAGAGUAUUGCAAAUGUUGAGCAUGAACUUAGCACUAUACCCACUUGCAUGUAUUAAUUUUAAUUAUCCGACUAUGUAUUAUGUAUUUCUGUCACAAUAAAGUAAAAUAACAAGAAA
Messenger RNA from Tribolium madens (black flour beetle), 802 nucleotides. RefSeq lists its product as uncharacterized. The record is from RefSeq and is a predicted model, not a curated record. Bases 92 to 742 code for a protein of 216 amino acids. The transcript is spliced from 2 exons. NCBI's taxonomy places the organism in Eukaryota, Metazoa, Arthropoda, Insecta, Coleoptera, Tenebrionidae.